AUGCUCUUCCAGAAGCUCGCCAUCGUUGCCACCUUGACCGCCAUUGUUGCGGCUCAGGACAUCAGCCAGGAUGACAUACCCCAGCAGUGCACACAGGUGUGCGCCCAGGUGGUCACAAUCGCCCGAGACUGCGACAACCAGAAUGACAACGACAAUGCCGAGCUCCAGUGCAUCUGCAAUGCUUCCAAUGCCAGCACUUUGAUCCCAGCCUGCGAGGCCUGCGUCCGGCAGUUCGACACCGACACCGACGACGACAACGAUGACGACGACGACGACGACGACAAUGACGUUCGGGAGGUCCUGACGCGCUGUAACUUUACGGUUCAGAGCUCUUUUAACUCGGCCAGCGCCAGCUCAGUUGCCUCGACUGCUGUCUCGUCCGCCGCCUCUGCCACCGCUUCGGGCACCAUCCUUGUGACCACCUCUGGUACGUCGGUGCUUACGACGAGCAUUGGACCGCAGCAGACGCAGAACGCCGCGCCUGUCGUGACUGCUGCGGCGGGUAUGGGUCUUGGUGCUCUUGGCUUUGCGCUUGGUAUGCUCUAG
Ascochyta rabiei is the source of this 546-nucleotide messenger RNA. RefSeq lists its product as uncharacterized. NCBI's taxonomy places the organism in Eukaryota, Fungi, Ascomycota, Dothideomycetes, Pleosporales, Didymellaceae. The transcript is spliced from 2 exons. The coding region runs from base 1 to 546 and encodes 181 amino acids. The record is from RefSeq and is a predicted model, not a curated record.